UUGAGAGCAAAAAUGUCAACACUAUGGCGACAAAAGAUGAAGACGUUUUUCAAAUAUCACGACUUCGAUAAAGAUGGAUUUCUUCAGCGUGCUGACUUCGAAGGAAUCGUUUCGAGACUCGUUAAGUUCUACCUUAGAAACCCCCGGGGUAGAAACCACGAGAAAGCUUACGUUGAUGUGGAAAUGCGCCGCAAGCUGCGACAAAUUUUCGUUGAGUUCCUCUGGGGCGAUCUGGUUGCCGGUGGUGGUAACGUCGGAGCAACGCGGAAGGUUACCCUAGAAGAGCUAAUCGAAAAUCUAUCCGCGUUGAUUGAAGAUAAAGAGGGCCUGGAUUUGUUCAAGUCUUCUUCGCGUGAGGCUGCCUACCAUUUCUUCGAGGUUGUGGAUACUAACUGCGAUAAUUUGAUAUCUCCUGAUGAAUUCAGAAAUUUCACUGAUGUUUUCGCCCGUGUUUUCGGGAGGACCAAUGACGAGAAACACGCCCAGAGAGCAUUCACUAACAUCGACACGAAUAAAGAUGGCUUUAUAAGUAAAACUGAGUUUGUAGCAGCUUACGAGGACUUUUGGGUUGGAGUAACUGAAGGUGUAGGAACAUACAUUCUUGGUGACCUAAUUUAAAUUUAGACUAGAUCUAAAUGGCCACCGGAUACAAUGGACACAAAUAUCACAGACCCGUACCAAGGGGGAUUGGAUGGGAACCCCCCCCCCCCCCCUCGGCCCUCACUCUGGCCAAAAAUUUCAAAAUCAUGCAGUUUUUCAUAAUUCUGAACACUUUUAAAGUGAUUUUGGCCAUUUUUGAACUCAAAUUGUCAAAAGUGACCCCCUGGAAUAUUUCAAAAGAUGAACCCUCCCUUGGCAAAUCCUGGCUACGGGCCUGCAUCAAGCGGGUUCUUACACAGUCCCCCUUUCUGUUUUUAUAAUAGAACGAGCAUACGAGGA
Messenger RNA from Owenia fusiformis, 939 nucleotides. NCBI's taxonomy places the organism in Eukaryota, Metazoa, Annelida, Polychaeta, Sabellida, Oweniidae. The record is from the annotation of a GenBank genome assembly.